UCUUGAACAAGUGCUUCCAGAGUGAGGCUUCUUUUUGAGUUUUCCCAUAAAUGCUUUCCAAAUGUCUCAUUCUUUUUAGGCCUUUCAGAUGUUGGUGGGAAAUCAUCAACUUGCAUUUAUCUGUGUUCAUGAAUUUUACAGGAUCUCUUUCCAAAAGGCGGAUGAGUAACAUUGAGCGUGCAGGAGGGUCGUUUUAUCUGCCUGUUAUGUCAGAUGGUGACAAGCUGAAAUGGGACACCACAGCGUGACGAGGAAAUUCUGUUAGUGCAGGGAGGGGUGGGGAAAAAUACAAUACCGUGUAGGAGCGCUAUAAAUUGUUGUUGGCUGUCACGAUAACUGCAGUUAAUAUUUGGCUGAGCUUUCUUGUUUGCUCUUAACAAAAAGUGUUGUGUGGUUAUUGUGACUUAAAAACAGUGGGGUGUUCUCACAAAGUCUCUGAAAGUCCUCUGGCACGGAGCUUGUGUCACUUCAGCACUGUUGGAAAUGUUGGGGUGUAAGCUGCUGGGUUCCAGUGUUGCUGGUUUUGCUGGCACCAAUGCGAUUAUAUACGCUGUCAAAACGACAUUUUGUCCUGGUCUUUGUAGUAUUCUUUGUCUGCUUUGGUUUGACAGUCUUCAUAGGAAUAGCAGGUCCUAAUGUAAUUGAAACUUCUGUAGCAAGAACUGACCUAAAUAGCAGCAUAAAGCUGAAGCCUUUUAAUUUAAGUUCGCCGCCACUGUCUACUUACAACCAGCAGCUGUGGCUGACCUGCAUAGUUGAGUUGGAUCAGCACGAUGUAUCACUCAAAAAGAAUGUUACUAUGACAGUCAAGGUACUUGGAGUGGUGAAGGAUGGAAGCACACCCUAUGUUAACAAUGAAGUUCACAACCGGACAAGGUUACUCAGUUGUGCACAGAAAUGCAGCGAAAUCAUCGUUGCUCACCUUGGCUACCUGAACUACACUCAGUACAACAUAUUUGUCAGUUUUGAAGAUCUAAAUAAGUUAACGUACGCCAUACAGAAUAUUACUUUCACAUGGAAGACAUACAAUCCAACAUUUUCACAAGUGGAAAUCUGGUUCCGAUUUGUCUUUGUAGUUCUUACCUUUAUGGUCACGUGUCUGUUUGCACAUUCUCUACGAAAAUUCUCCAUGAGGGACUGGGGUAUUGAACAGAAAUGGAUGUCUAUCCUCCUUCCUCUCCUCCUGCUUUACAACGAUCCAUUUUUUCCCCUUUCUUUUCUGGUGAACAGUUGGUUUCCUGGGAUGCUGGAUGACCUAUUCCAAUCACUGUUUCUGUGCGCGCUGUUACUGUUCUGGCUUUGUGUCUACCAUGGUAUAAGAGUACAGGGAGAAAGGAAGUGCUUAACCUUCUAUCUGCCCAAAUUCCUUAUUGUUGGACUAUUGUGGCUCGCCUCUGUUACAUUAGGAGUAUGGCAAACUGUUAAUGAAGUACAUGAUCCUACAUAUCAAUAUAGAGUUGACACAGGUAAUUUCCAGGGAAUGAAAAUCUUCUUCCUUGUGGUGGCAACCACAUACAUUCUCUACCUUCUGUUCCUGAUAGUGAGGGCAUGUUCAGAACUCCGUAACAUGCCUUAUGUUGAUCUCAGGUUAAAAUUCUUGACUGCAUUAACCUUUGUAGUACUUGUCAUUAGCAUUGUUAUACUCUAUCUACGCUUUGGAGCACAAGUUCUACAGGACAAUUUUGUUGCUGAGCUGUCAACUCAUUAUCAGAAUUCAGCAGAAUUCUUAUCAUUUUAUGGUUUAUUGAACUUCUAUCUCUACACAUUAGCCUUCGUGUAUUCCCCCUCAAAGAAUGCACUAUACGAGUCACAGUUGAAAGACAAUCCUGCUUUUUCUAUGCUGAAUGAUUCGGAUGAUGAUGUGAUUUAUGGGAGCGACUAUGAAGAAAUGCCACUUCAGAAUGGCCAAGCUAUUAGAGCCAAGUUUAAAGAGGAAUCAGACAGUGACUGAUCGAGUGAUUUUGAUAUAGACAGACUUGUUCAGCUGGAAUUAAAGCAAUUUUGAAGUUUUCCUAGAUAGACCACUUCCUUGGCUUUCUUACAGUCUGCUGUCAUCUGAACACGGGACUCCAGGAAGGACAUUCUGCUUCUGUUUCUGUUUACAAAGUUAAAGCUGAAAAAAAUGCUUGAAAAAGUUGUGGUAGGAACUCAAGGCAACCAAACUUUAUACGCGUUAUGAAAUGCCUGAUGGCAGGAUGUCUCUAGACUGUUUGUCUAUUUCCAUUUCGAGGUGUCACAGAUUAUGUACUGAUUUUAAAAUUGCUUCCUUACUGCUUGGUGGUUUGUUGUUGUCCUCCCUCCCCUUAGGACUAUGUAGAACAUAGCAUCUUAAACCUCCUGCAUUUCUGCUAGCUCCUUUUCUGUUGUUCGCUGCUGUAUGAAGUGCCUCUUUUCCCUUUCAAUUUUCUACCUUGGUCACUAGGACUGGAGGCAGGGAAAGAUGUGCUUUAAGCUUCUCUCUUCUGCUUCCUUUUUUUUGUUGUUGUUGUUGGUUUUUUGUUUGUUUGUUUGUUUUUUUAAGAAAUGCAGAAAAACAAAGCUCCCCAUUCCUCCUUCUAAGAGGUGAUGUGGACUUCAAACCAUUCUUAUUUAAAUGGAUUUACAAGAUAUGUUAUAAGUGUGGGAUAUGUGCAAAUAGUCAGGUUCUCCCCAACAAAACUGUUUGUUUCCUUGUUGUUUUUUUUUUCAACAGCCCUUCCAAAUGAAAAUAUUUAGGCAGCAAGAAACCUCAGAAGGAAGCCAGUACUUUUUUUGUGUGCGUGUUCUGGAGGAGAUUGUUACAAGAAUAUAGUAUAAAGUUCCUUAGAGAAGUAUAAUUUCAUAUUUCCAAACAUUUCAUUUUAGAUGCUUUUUCUACAUCAGACUUCUUCAUGAAGUAGUAUUUAUUGACAGUUAAUGUGCAUUCUGGGAACAGUUAUGGGUGCUCAUGCCUUGAAGUUGCUUAGCAGCUUGUGAGCACGUUCUGUGCGUUGCUCACCUUCUCUGUCAUACCACAGUUGCCAGCAGUACUGCUUGAAAUUUUCACCCAUACAUUUUAUGAUUCUGUAUUCCAGUCUGUGCUGGAAUGGAGUUAUACGGGAAUGCAGUAUUCCUCAUACAAUGCUGCUGCUUCUCUGUUUAAAAGCUGUUUUUCUCCCACACCACCGUUCAGCUCUGUAUUUAUGUGGAUGCUAUUUGUUUCCAACUACUUCUAUAUUUUCAAGGACUUGACCUGUCUGAAAGUCUCUUUUUUUUUUUUUCUUAAAUGGAUUCAUAACUGUAAUGUACUUUUGUAACAUUUCUCUGCCCUGCUGCUGUAAAAAAGAUAUACUAGGCAGAAAAUGGUGCUGGCUUACACUAGUAAAUCAUGCUUAUGCCAGAACUAGUCUAAGCAGAGCAGUGCAAUGAAGUCGUACUAAACUUACUGAAUCACAUUGGGGGGUGUAGAUUAAUUCUGUGUUUGUGCAGCAGUUUAGGCUAUUGCAGCACAAUAACCUCCUUGUAGCUGUUCAGGAGCAUUAAGUGGAGACUUCACAGGGUAGCAGUUUACUUACAGAUGACCAAAGGAACUGCUUCACGUGGUUGCAAACUUGUUGUCAUAAGAAUAGUUCAGAUUUAAAUCAGCACUCAGUUCGAGACAGGUGUGGUAAGAUUUUGUGUGUGUGUGUGUGUGUGUGUGUAAAAAGUAAUUUUUGAGGAUCUUUGGAAUUUACAACUUUAUGUACUGGGUUAUCAUUUGUUAGAAGCCAAAGCACUAUUGGAUGGCUAAAGCAAGGAAACAAGGUGGGGGGGAGGGCAGGAAGAAAGGGAAAGAGUUUUUAAUUUUGUUGUUAAUUGGUGUCCAUUUAGAAGAAUGUACAGGGAAAACAUUACAGAGGUGUACCAAGUUGGUGGUGUUUUUGUUAGUGAACUGAAGGAAGCCAUACUUUCAGCAUUUUCUUUUAGAUAUUUUUAACAAGUAUGGGGGUAAUGUUUUUAACCUAAAAGAGGUGGGCCUAAUCUCAUUUUUAUUAUUCCUUAUAUGAUCUUCUUUGAGCUUACAGUCAUUUGAAUUUGCAGUUAGACUCCAGAGCCAACUAGAUGUUUCUUGUGUACCCCAGGCCCCUUUCACUUCCACUGGAGUGAGUACAGGAGUUAGGUUUUCAAGAAUUCAGGUCCGUACAUAUUCAAAUCUCUCUGACUGUCGUAUUGUUUAAUUCUGAGUUGUUCUGAAUUGAUAAAAUACUUCAUUUGACAGAUGUGCAGAGUGUACUGUUUCUUAUCACAGUCUGAGCUGGUUGUUACAGUUAAGGCUGAAAUAGUGACAUGCUUUAGGAUUUCAAUGCCUAAAAAUAUUUUAAAUCUGACUUGGAAAAUGCGAUUUUCAAAGCUGUUCUCAGCUCAUUUCACUUGCCACUUUGUCUACCUUAACUUUUCAACAUGACUGCAUUUGAAAUGAAAAUAGGAAAGCUCAGAUAGGGAAAUAGGUGCUUCAAGUAAGCAUCCCACUACAAAAAUAAUUUGGUGAUUUUUUUUUUUGAAGAGAUUAUCUAAGCAGAGUUUGCCAUACAAAAUAGUUCAGUAUUUCAGAAGUGCUAGAGUGUAAUAGUAAGCUUGACUGAAGAACUGUCAUGGCAAAUGCUGUACAUAGUAAAAAAGUAGAUCUGCUAGCAAGGUCUCUCAACUUCACUCUCCUUAUCAGAGAUAGUAUUUGAGGAAUAUUACAGUCUGGAUUGCAAGCAGCUUGGGCAUAAAUGGCAUAAAUUCACCACCAAGUAAUGUAUUGCAACCUAAGGAUAAAACAGAAGAGAUCUGGAUAAGAAGCCAGAUUGGGCUUUACUUUUGUUAAAAUAAUUCAAUAUUUCAUGCUCUACUGGAACUUGGAAAACAAAAAGUUGCCACAGAUGUAGUGCUACCGCUCUCCAGGAGAUGCCUGCUGGUAAAUAACUGCAAGACUUCUAUGUCCGUUGUGAGCAAGAUGGGACUUUUAAGGAGUCAAUUAUAGUUGAGUAUGAACCCAUUCAUGGCCGCCAUUUUCUGUAGCAUGUUCUUUAAAUAGAGGUUGUGUUCGGAGAGGUUGGAAACUUUCCUGGGACUGGCAAAGAGUAAGUAGCAUGAGGUUCAACACGAACAAGGAAGUUCAACGGACCUAUGGAACUAAUAUGUUAAAAAAAUUGAAGGAUGUUUCCAGCUAGAAAAGACUUUUAUCUCCUGUCUCUGAGCCAAAAGACAACUUUGUAUCCACAGUCACCUAUUUUUGCCCACUUCCUUUUGCGUAUGCCAGUAAGAAACUUUGCAUUACUGUAAAUUUUUUAGAAGUUUGUAAAUAUGUAAAAUGAAGCUAAAAUAUGGAGUAUUUGUGUACCAAAAUGGUAUAAAAUGUGUAAGAUAAAUGCUCUGUUUAAUGAGAAGCUGUAAAUUAAAUGCUGCCUUGACAAAGCAUGCAUGGGGACAUGUUAAAUAUUCUGUGUCUAGAGGUUGUAUUAAGGACAGCAAAUUAUCUAUUAAGUUGGAAAGCUUCAUCCUGGUCUUGAAUACAAACCAAAAAAACACUACUUCAAGCAAAAGUUGAGUAUUGAGUUUCUUGGAAGACUUCAUGUGCAUAAUCAUUGUUAAAUAUGUUCAUAAUAAAGUUUUAUAUCUUUAUAUUGUA
Messenger RNA from Numida meleagris (helmeted guineafowl), 5611 nucleotides. RefSeq names its product transmembrane protein 181 (gene TMEM181). Gene Ontology annotation, molecular function: toxic substance binding. The record is from RefSeq and is a predicted model, not a curated record. NCBI's taxonomy places the organism in Eukaryota, Metazoa, Chordata, Aves, Galliformes, Numididae. The transcript is spliced from 17 exons. The coding region runs from base 536 to 1951 and encodes 471 amino acids.